Molecule: messenger RNA, 2616 nt
Organism: Amphibalanus amphitrite
Lineage: Eukaryota; Metazoa; Arthropoda; Thecostraca; Balanomorpha; Balanidae
Exons: 7
Coding region: 351-1856 (501 amino acids)
Source: RefSeq, a predicted model, not a curated record
AGACGUAAAUAUGCUGUUUUGCUUGCCUUUGCUGGCACUACACCGGCCACAUGUGUUUUCUUCGAUUGCAUCAAUAUAUGUAGGAGAUAAAUUUUGCAAGAUUCCUUUAAACUUUGCAUAUUUUAAGGAAAAUAUUUCAGAUUUGAGCUAGCGAGAUUUAAGUCAGUAUCGUCAGUAUUUAGAGAUAAAUUAGAGAAUUUUACUUCAUUAAUAAAAAGUCUCACAAGCAAAUCACACACAGCAACGAGUGGUUUUUCUUUCUCCUACGGUUACUCGUCCACUGCCUCUGAGUGGAUGUGCGUUGUCCCUUGGCCGAGCCUCAGUGGACCCUCUGGUGGCACUCGGUGAGCAUGGAGAGGACAGUGGAGCUGCCGGCGGCCACCUCCGCUGCGCCGCCCACCGAUCAGCUCGGGACGUCCCUGCUGCGCGCGAGGGGCCGCGAGAAGCGGCCAGACCAGUGGAAACGAGUGGUGCGCAAGAACCGUCGCAUCGCCGGCCAGGAAUACGUCAACACCAAGGGCCAGGUGGUCAAGUCAAAACAGAUCGGAGCCGCCUGCACGUGCCGAAUGAAGUGCUAUAAUAGGGUGGAUGAGAACACGCGGAGGAGCAUCUUCAGCGGCUUCUACGACUUGAAGAGCUACGACGAACAGAAUGCUUACCUGUUCGGCCUGAUCAGGAAGACUGAAAUCGCCCACCACUCGGCCGCCAGUUCCGAGCGGCGCACCUGCAACUAUCAGUACUUUGUGCGCUGCAAGGGCCGGGAGAUCCAGGUGUGCAAGCAGGCCUUCGCCAACAUCCACGCCAUCACGUUCAAAAAGAUCCGCAUGCUCUCCCAGAAGCUGGACCAGAACAUCAUGUUCCCGCGGGACCAGCGAGGCAAGCACAUGAACCGACGGAAGAUCUCCGAAGAAGUGAAAGACCAGGUGCGUCGGCACAUCUCGGAGGUGCUGCAGUCGACGGAGCUGCGCACCUUUCUGAAGGAGGAUAAGGUGUUCGGGCUGGACCUGAACCUCUCCAAGAUGCACAAAGACUACCUGAAGCGGUUCGAGCCGAUGGCGUUCGAGUCGUCACCUGGCUCCCCGGACAAGCUUCGUCAGGGCUACCAGACCGAAGUGAAAAUAUGGCUGUACAGCACCAUCUAUCACAACGAGUUCCGCUUCGCCAAUUUGGGCGCGCUGCGGGUGUCUCAGCAGAAGGGCGGCCGGCGGGAGGCGGCGGCGGGCUCCUCCGGUUCUGCUGCCGCCGCCGGAUCGCCCGUCAGCCGGUCGGCAGCGUCGGUGGCCCGCCGCGCCGCCGCGAGGACACUGAAGAGGGAGCGGCUGUCGGCGCCGGCGCCGGCGGUCUCUGCGCCUCCCCUGCCGCCCGUCUCGGCCGCCCAGACGGACGUCCUCCCCGGGCCCGGUCCGGCCGUGAGCCCGGCCGUCUCCGCGGCGCCGGUGGUGGUACACCACCUGCAGCUGGCCGAACAGCCAGCGCCGCCCGACCUCAUGAACCUGGCCGUCGAGCAGCUGGUGUUCCAGACGGCGCCGCGCGCCGGCGGGCCGGCCGACGCCGGUGGUGCCCCGCUGCAGCUCUGCCUCCCCAUCAGCUGCGUACAGCCGCUGAACCUGCAGGCCCAGCCGCUGGACCUCCACCACCCGCACACCGUGUUCUCAGUGCAGACCGGGACCACAGACAGCGCCUCUGGCGGCGGCGGCGCACAGUCGCACUUCGAGUCGGCGCCGCACGAUGGCGCUGCCGGCGGCACGGCGCUGACCGUGCAGGAUUACGGUGGUGCAGAGGUGCACCUGGUGACGUCAGCGGCCAGCGGCGUCACCGGGGCUGCUCUCUAUGACUGGCAGCUGACUACCGAGUGACGGCCGGCCGCCGCGCGGUGUCUACAAUACCUCAUAGGGAGCGGCCUGGCCGCCGUACGGGGUACUCAGGGGCGGGGAUAUAGGAGCCGCAGUCUUCCGUCCGACCGUGAUAGGUGGGCCCUCGACUUGACAAAUAACGCGGCGGCUGGGCGCCGUGUGCCUCUGCCUGUGUUCUGUCAGUGGAGUUCGGAAGGCUGCCCGUGGUAGCUGCGCCGGCUGUGGGUACCGGCGGGCCGGUACUGGGUGGUGGGCGUCUCGGCACGUGUCGUCUGGCGGUGUUGGUUCACCGCGCAUAACUGAGGUAGCUCGGUGCCUUGUAGCGUAGAUUGUUGGUGGGCGGGGUUUCUGUUACCUUUUUCCACCCACAAUGAUGCCUCUCAGUGGUUAUUUUGCAUGUGUUCUGUCAUUUGUAAUGGUUGAUGCUAUAUUUCUAUUUUGUAUUCACUUUAUUACCUGAUUGACAGAUAUUUUACGUAUUGUGGGAUCUAGGAACUUGGCUGAAAGGUAACCGAGAUUGUGUAGCAAUCAAAUUGGAUGCGAAGGCGACGGCAAAUUUAUCAUGACAACGCUGUCUUGGCGGAUUGUUAAGACUAGCUUAUUGCUAGUCGAUUUAUCUCAUACGUCACUAUGUAUCGUUUUUCCUGCAUGACCGACUCAUUUUUGUGAUAUGAAAGUGUAGCCGACCUCCUGCAAGCCUUCGUUGGAUGCCUUUGUUUGACGCUACCCUGCCAAGACAACAAUAAACGCAGCCGUGUAUGUA